CUGGUGUGGUUCAUUAGAACAGGCUUAUUCACCAAACCACUUUUUGGGGACUUCUGCAUAUUGCUGGAGCAGAGAUGGCACACCUCCUGCUCAUCCAUAUUUCAUUGUGGCUCAACUCUACUGGCCUAAUAUCCCACGCAAUUUAAACUACCGAGAGGAACAAAUCACAGAUCAAGAGGCGCUAAGAAUACUUUAUGAUGAUAUGUCUGCUCUAGAGGGAAAAAAAGGAAAAACUGAUCCAAAAACAUACACUUGGUUUUUGAACAAACCAGAGAAUGCUGUUAAUGACUUCCCAGAACUGAAAGAUUAUUCUGAGGGUCAGACUUUCUCUGAUGAUUACUUGCGUCCUUCAACAGAACCUCUUCAAACAGAUGGCUUUACCUAUGAGUUGUCAAGAGAAGAACACGAAACCACACACAAAGACUUCACCUUCAUUUUCAGAGCGAGGCCAACCUGUGAACGAGUGCCCCAGGUCAUUACAGAGGAACAGAGAAUUAGACUUGAUUACUGGCAGUAUAUCAAAGAGUUUGUCUUCUUUGGUGGGUCACAUCGUGAAGGUACAGUGCUUGCCCCGGAUCCAGCUUGGAUUGAUCAAGCACACAGGAAUGGGGUCGCCAUAUUUGGCACCGUUUUUUUGCCUCCGCUGGGAAAUGGAGGAAAUGUCAAAGACCUGGAAGAAUUGGCAAAACCGGAGAACCUGCAGAAACUAGUGGACAUCGCCCACCAAUUAAACUUCGAAGGGUGGUUUCUAAAUACCGAAAGCUACAAAGACUAUACUGAGCCUCUUUUAAUUACGUUGAAACUUGCAAUUCAUAAAAUGGAUCUCAGGGGUAAACAAAUGAUCUGGUAUUUACCCAGUUCUUAUCAAAGCAAUAACUUUGAUCCACAAUCAAAUGGAGUAAGGAUGACGUGUGAUGACAAAAUCAAUAAUACAGCAUCUGCCUUUCUGGAAGAAGAGGGAAAAAAGUUGUAUUUGAAUUUUCAUAAUCUGGUUUGUAGUGUGCUUCUUAAUCAGGCUCCUCGGAGUUACCUCAUGUUUGUUGAUGAACCCUUUUGGGAAAGCAAAUUAAAAGGCAGAGGAUAUUUAGUAGACCCUGUCAGAUUUCCACAUGCGCAGAACUGUCUCAGGCAGUUUUUUCUAGGAGAAAACGGUCUGGAAAGAAAACCAACAGGUCUGUAUCCCUGGUAUGGAAUUGCUAAAUACGCAAAACAAAGAAAAUGAAGACAUGCUCAAGUUGAAUUGAAGCUAUUCAGGAGAUUUUGACUUUAUCUCUCUCACACUUAAUGAGAGACAGUACAUUGACCUGUUUUCUAGACCCUUUGAUUGAUUGAUUCUCAUUAUGUGAAUUGUUUUAACUUUUUUUUAAAAAGUUUAACAUGAAAAUACAUUUACAUGAUUCCUCAUCUGUAUUAAAAUGAUCUCAAAGCUAAUAUAAACUCUUGCAAGAUUAGCUAAUUCACGUCUGUGUGGUAUAAAUAUUGUAAUGGAAGUAUCUACAAAGGUAGAAUGAAAGAUGCUCUGGAAAAGUUGUCACACCAAUCCUUGAAUUUAACAAUGUGUUCAUUUUAUUGUGCAUGCUAAGGAUUCAAACAUUUAUCCUUUCAUUUAAACAUGAGAAUAUUUUAGUCAGUGUUUAACUAAAAAUGAAUAUUGGUUGUGUGUUGCUUUUAUUGUAUUACUCAUUUAUUUUUAGUUUGUGUUAUGAUUACAAGUUGAUAUUAUACAGUAAAAAUGAUGUGAAUA
Carassius auratus (goldfish) is the source of this 1744-nucleotide messenger RNA. RefSeq lists its product as uncharacterized. The transcript has 3 exons. The record is from RefSeq and is a predicted model, not a curated record. Gene Ontology annotation, biological process: protein deglycosylation. Gene Ontology annotation, cellular component: cytoplasm. Gene Ontology annotation, molecular function: mannosyl-glycoprotein endo-beta-N-acetylglucosaminidase activity. The coding region runs from base 203 to 1222 and encodes 339 amino acids. Lineage: Eukaryota; Metazoa; Chordata; Actinopteri; Cypriniformes; Cyprinidae.